Messenger RNA from Eimeria mitis, 747 nucleotides. RefSeq lists its product as uncharacterized. The coding region runs from base 1 to 747 and encodes 248 amino acids. The record is from RefSeq and is a predicted model, not a curated record. Lineage: Eukaryota; Apicomplexa; Conoidasida; Eucoccidiorida; Eimeriidae. The transcript is spliced from 7 exons.
AUGCUGACGCAGCUGCGGCAGCUGCUCCCAACGGAAACGCAGCAGCAGGCAAUGGCAGCAGCAGCAGCAGCAACGGCAGUGGCGGGAGCAGCAGGCAGCUCCUUCCUGCUGCCUUCUGCUGGAGCUUCUGAGGGCUCAUCGCUAUUCAAAGGCACAGGGGCGGCCCCGGCAGCCGAAGCAGAAGACGCAGACGUACCCCCGCCGGAGGAACCCACCGUCGUCACAACCACCGUUGACAGCAAAGAGGAAGUUAUUUUCACAGACCGCGACUGCCGCAUGCAGUGCUUCGAUCUGGAAAACAAAGUCUGGACCCCGAAGCCGCCUCUGGAUGGCAAGGUCGACUUCGUUGCACCCAAGAAGGGAGAAGAGGAAGGCCUGCCGAAUGCCCGCAUUCUCUUUUUCGUGAACCGCACCGGACGUCUGCGGUUGAAUUCGCCGGUGUUACCAUCAACAGUUAAAUUUAGACAUCCUAUUGAGCGCUCAGCAGUUUCUGCUGCAGCAAAGACGACUUCGCCAGGAGCUGCUGGUGCUCCAGAGACCGGCAAUGCGGAGGGAACUAAGGAAGUGCCGCUAAAAAAGAAUACGGUGGAGUUCACUGGACUGAAGAUCGAUGCAAAGGACGCGAAGGAUACGACGUUCUACCGCAUCCGUUUUUCGAACGAUGAACGCGCUGCGGAGUUCAUUGCUUUGGCGAAUGCCAAGCAAGAAGAGGCGGCGAAGGCCUCACAAAACGGCGGUACCCAGUAG